AUGCCAGCCAAACGAAAGACCAAACGGGGAGCUCGUGUUGCCAAGGCAUCUCGGGUACCCAAAUCUGGAGGAUGGACACUGCCUCACGGUCUUGCACUUCCAUCUGCUACGUCAGGACAGCUUAAGAACAAUGCAGACACCGAAACCGAGCCAGCACAGAAGCAACUGAACUUGAAAACCACCAAGCCUGUGACUCAACCCAACAAAACCCAGGCUGGUAUCAAGCCUGAGGCCACUGAUUCGACCGAGAAGAAAAUCACCACAGAGGCCAGUGAGUUGCCCGACGAAGACCUGUCAAAGCCAUCCGAUACAAGCAAGGCACCAGAGGGCUACUACGUUGCCACAAGGGUUUACGAUGAUGAAGAGGUGGAGCGCAUACGAAUGAAGACAUCCGUCAAGGACCGGACCCCGUACGAGAAGAAAGUGCUUGUACCUUACAAGACAACUCCGUUCCCCAAAUUCCAGGGACCGUCAGCUGAGGAUUGCACAAAGGUUCACUCGCUCCUCGUCAAGGAGCAUGGUCCAUGUCCACAGCCUGCAGAGAUUCCACCUCCAAGCCUGAAGGUUGCUGGCUGUGGACAGGUCAGGCAGGUCUGCGAUGCGCUUCUGCGUACAGUCCUCAGCACCAACACUCAAUUUGACAACGCGGACAAGGCUGUCCAGGGCCUUCACCAGGCCAUUGGAACUGUCACUGAAAACCUGCAACUGGACCCAGACGAGUACCCAGGACUGAAAGAUUGUCUGGAUUACAGCCGCCUCCGCGCUCUCCCCCUCAAGGCAGUGCAGCAGGCAAUUGAGAAAGGAGGCAACCACAUCGAGAAGGGUAUCAACAUCAAAGCAACCGUAGACCAAAUCUACAACAUCAACGCUGAACGUGCGAAGUCGUUCCGGGAGGAGACUGCAGAUAACCCAGCCACUGUACUGGCGGCCGAACUGCUUUCUGGGCAACAGAAACAACAGGAGAUCUGGAUGUUCGACCAAGGCAUCCUCCACCUCGAACACUUGCGCGCGCUGUCCGAGAAGGAUGCCAUGAAUGAGCUAAUGGCGUUUCGAGGUGUAGGCGUCAAGGUUGCUGCGUGUAUUCUCCUGUUCUGCAUGCAGAAGCCUGUUUUUGCGAUUGACACACACUGCUUUCGCAUUGCAAAGUGGCUUGGUUGGGUCCCUAGAGGGUUGAAGAAAGGUGGCGAAGAUGAGGCUUUCGCGCACCUGGAUUCAACGGUUCCUGACCACCUCAAGCACGAUUUGCACCAGCAAUUCAUCCGACAUGGCCAGUUUUGCUUGAAGUGCAAGACUAAUAGCAACAAAGGGUGGGCUGAUUGGGACAAGACUGUCUGUCCUCUCGAGGAUCUUCUGCAAAGGACCGGCAAGGAGAAACCGCCUCCCAAACUAAAAGCCAAGAAGUCAGGAGAGGAAUCGGGUGAGGAACUGGGUGAGGAACUGGAGAAUGAAGAAGGGGGUUUGGAGGCAAGAACCCCAAAGAAACGAGGUCGACAGCAAAAAGUUGAGGAUAGCGACUUUGAGGAGCCAGCCAAGCGGGCCCGCAAGCAGAAGAACGAGAGUGUGGAGCUGAAACCUACACAGCGCCAUGCGAAGCGUCCGACUCGAUCAACUCGCAACAGCCGAAAGGCAGUGAUUGAAGAAGUCCCUGAGGCACAAAUGAAGGACGAAACACCACAUGGGCUUGCUCAGAUCGAUGUCGCAGAAGCCAUGCUGAAUCCUAUCCUGCGCCAGGAGAUGGUCACGAAGACAGAAGCCGAUGAGGACUCCUCUGACUUGUCUGAGCACAGCGACAGUGAAUUCACUGAGUUCAAUCAGUGA
Diaporthe citri is the source of this 1818-nucleotide messenger RNA. RefSeq lists its product as uncharacterized. Gene Ontology annotation, molecular function: catalytic activity. The record is from RefSeq and is a predicted model, not a curated record. The coding region runs from base 1 to 1818 and encodes 605 amino acids. The transcript has a single exon. Gene Ontology annotation, biological process: base-excision repair. Lineage: Eukaryota; Fungi; Ascomycota; Sordariomycetes; Diaporthales; Diaporthaceae.